This is a messenger RNA of Lodderomyces beijingensis, 813 nucleotides long. Lineage: Eukaryota; Fungi; Ascomycota; Pichiomycetes; Serinales; Debaryomycetaceae. The record is from the annotation of a GenBank genome assembly.
AUGGCCCAAUUCAAAGUCAAAUCGUACGCUGAACGAGCCGAGGCACACCCUUCACCAGUGGUGCAGCGCCUUUUCAAACUAAUGGAGCAAAAAAAGUCCAACUUGUGUGCCUCAGUCGACGUGCGCAACACCCACGAAUUCCUCCAACUCAUCGACAAGCUCGGCCCAUUUGUGUGUCUAGUCAAGACCCACAUAGAUAUAAUUGACGACUUCACCUACGAAGGCACCAUCGAGCCGCUCCUUGCGCUUGCCAAAAAACACAAUUUCAUGCUUUUUGAAGACCGCAAGUUUGCCGAUAUCGGCAACACCGUCAAGUUCCAAUACACGGGCGGCGUGUACAAGAUUGCCCAGUGGGCCGACAUCACCAAUGCCCACGGUGUCACUGGCGCCGGCGUAGUGCAGGGCCUCAAGGAGGGCGCUAGGGAAACCACCCGGCAACCACGAGGCUUAUUGAUGCUCGCGGAGCUAUCGUCGAAGGGCUCGAUUGCCUAUGGCGAGUACACGGAGAAAACAGUUGAUAUAGCGAGAACGGACAAGGAGUUUGCUAUUGGGUUCAUUGCGCAGCGCGACAUGGGUGGGCAUGAUGAAGGGUUUGAUUGGGUCAUCAUGACUCCCGGGGUGGGGUUGGAUGACACGGGCGAUAGUUUGGGGCAGCAGUAUCGCACUGUCUCCCAGGUGAUUCCGCUGGGCACGGAUAUUAUUAUUGUCGGUAGAGGGUUGUUUGGCAAGGGGAGAGAUCCGUUGGUUGAAGGUGCCAGGUACCAGAAAGCUGGGUGGGAUGCUUAUUUGCAACGUAUUGGUCACCAGGCAUGA